Messenger RNA from Gigantopelta aegis, 1188 nucleotides. Its product is annotated as coadhesin-like. The transcript has 7 exons. The record is from RefSeq and is a predicted model, not a curated record. NCBI's taxonomy places the organism in Eukaryota, Metazoa, Mollusca, Gastropoda, Neomphalida, Peltospiridae. Bases 1 to 1188 code for a protein of 395 amino acids.
AUGAAUGCUGAAGGUGGCGGUGCGUGGGGUUCUUGGGGGAAAGAAAAACUUGGCACAUGCUCACUGACCUGCGGAACCGGAACACAGACGGUAACCAGAACGAGGCUGUGUGACAACCCGGCACCAACAAAUGGCGGAGAAACGUGUCCCGGAGAAAGCAAAGAAGAGAAACAGAAAGACUGUAAAAUAAAAGAAUGUCCAGGUGACGGAGCUUGGGGUGCAUGGGGAGAAGAGAAGCUCGGUAAAUGUUCAGUAAGCUGCGGAUCUGGAACACAGACGAUAACCAGAACGAGGCAGUGUGACAACCCAGCACCAACCAAUGGCGGCAAAACGUGUCCCGGAGAAGGCAAAGAAGAGAAACAGAAAGACUGUAAAAUAAAAGAAUGUCCAGGUAACGGUGCCUGGGGUCCUUGGGGAGCUGAGAAGUUCGGGAAAUGCUCACUGACCUGUGGAACGGGAACGCGACCUGUGACCAGAACGAGGCAGUGUGACAAUCCGGCGCCAUCUAAUGGCGGGAAGGACUGCCCUGGUGAAAAUAAAUCAGUGAAGAGGGAAGCCUGUAAAUUAAAAGAUUGCCCAGUUGAUGGAGUCUGGGGUGCCUGGGGAGUCAAGAUUCUUGGGAUAUGUUCAGUGACGUGUGGAUCCGGAACACGACCAAUCACCAGAAGGAGACUGUGCAACAACCCGGCACCACGUAAUGGCGGGAAGGACUGCGAGGGUGACGACAAGACUGAAAGGCAGAUUGCAUGUCAAUUAAAACAAUGUGCAGGUAACGGUGCCUGGGGUGCAUGGGGUGAUAAGAAAUUUGGAUCGUGUUCGGUAACCUGUGGAGCCGGAACACGAACCACCACCAGAACGAGGCUGUGUGACAAUCCGGCGCCAUCUAACGGCGGAGAUGACUGCCCUGGAAGUGGCAAGGAAGAAACAACGGACAUCUGUAAACUUAAGGACUGCCCAGGUAACGGUGCCUGGGGUGCAUGGGGUGAUAAGAAAUUUGGAUCGUGUUCGGUAACCUGUGGAGCCGGAACACGAACCACCACCAGAACGAGGCUGUGUGACAAUCCGGCGCCAUCUAACGGCGGAGACGACUGCCCUGGAAGUGGCAAGGAAGAAACAUCGGACAUCUGUAAACUUAAGGACUGCCCAGGUAACUUGUUCAUUGGAUGUUUUUCACGAAAGACUCAGUAA